This is a messenger RNA of Temnothorax curvispinosus, 5970 nucleotides long. RefSeq lists its product as uncharacterized. Gene Ontology annotation, cellular component: nucleus. Gene Ontology annotation, molecular function: histone binding. The record is from RefSeq and is a predicted model, not a curated record. Gene Ontology annotation, biological process: DNA damage checkpoint signaling; positive regulation of transcription by RNA polymerase II. The transcript has 6 exons. Lineage: Eukaryota; Metazoa; Arthropoda; Insecta; Hymenoptera; Formicidae. Bases 465 to 4745 code for a protein of 1426 amino acids.
UGCCUGGCUCGCUUGGCUCAAAGGUGCCGACCGCUCGGAGUCUCGGAGUCGCAAGUCGCAACUUAUGUAUAGCUGAAUUGUGGUAUAAUGGUAUAAUAUAAAGCUCGCGCCAUUCCCGUUCCCGACAUUCCUGUUCCUAUUUCGCCGCCAAAGAUAUAAUCGCGAUCGUCGGGGGGGUCGCCGACUCUCGCCGAUUCGAGGCGACCGGCGGGAACGUUCGCUCGCGGCAACGCUGGUUAAUGUGAUAUCUCACGUCCGCGACGCAGGUAUUCCCGGCUGGCGGACACGCCACGUCGCACGCGUCGAGUUUCGGUGAGUUUUGCACCUUUGCUCCGCGAUCUACGUCGCUCCCGGCUCCGUUCCGUAUCGUGAGACGACGUUCCCGCCGUAACCUUUCGUCGCCAUUGUAAACACCUCUACACGCACGCGGAAUUCACAAGAGCUCUUAUCACGAUUCGUCGGCAAUGUCUAACCCUGAGGAAGUGAACAGCUGCGUGCUAGACACGCAGGAGACCUAUUACGAAGGUGCCAACGAAAGCUUCAAAGUUAUCAACGAAACGCAAAGUAUGAGCUUGAAUGAGAGUCAAGAUUUUCACCUCGUUGAUUCCGGGGCAGACGAGAGCAUGGUGGAAGGGAUAAAGCAGACGCAGGAAGGAGAGGCUACGUGCCAGGAGUCGGUCGAGCAAAUGGAUUCGCAACAAAUCCCGGAAACAUCACGAUCAGAAGUGGAUAACAACGCGAUAACUACAAGCGACAAAGAGGACAAAACUGUCACGAAUGAAAAAGUAAUAGAAAACGAGCCUAUCGAAAAGACUGAAGGAAAGGCAUCUGGCGAGCUAUGCGAGUCAGAGAAGAAAGACGAGCUUCUUGAUGAGGACGAGAUCAUCCAAGGUACACCUCCUCAGAGUUACUCGCCAUCCAGAAAAGCAGGUAGCGUCAACGUUGCAAGUCUAAAGCGUAAAGCUAAGACUGUCGACGAACUACCUGCUAAGAUCGCUCGAAUAACAUCUGCAGAGGAUGCGACAAAUGUUAAGAAACAACUCGAGGAGGAGGAAAGUCAUCAGUUUUAUGAAUCUGACGAUUCGUAUCAGGAUUUGUUUAAAAACAUCGAAAAGAAUGUUAUAAUAGAGGAGACUCAAGAUCCAACCGACUUGGAGUUUACUCAGAACCCUCUGAAGAUUCCCACGGAGCAUGAGACAGAAACGACGGACAAUGAAAAGGCUCAGGAGCAUACUGAACAUACGAAUCAACAGCGGGACGAGACAUCCGAGAAAUGCGACGUGAAGAAAGAUGAGAAUCUGAAUGUUUCGGCAAACGUGACUGACACCAGCGCCAAUGACAGCACCGUAGUUAUUAUGAAUUCCACAAACGAAAAUGAUUCUCAGCUGGAUGACAACAAUCUGUCGGUCGAAACGAAAGGGGAUGUUGCUUCCACAAGCGUUGUGAUAGCCGACGAGAAAUCUGGGAUUGGAACGUUGGACGAGACGGAGUCUGUAAAGAAUACAGAAACGGUAUUGGAUGAAAAUAAUCAAGUGGAACAAUCGACGUGCACCGAACCCACUGAGAAGAUUGUUGACGACACGGACGAGAUCCCAUCUUCGCAGACCAAAUCACGAAUCAGCAUAGAAUUGAUAUAUGAGGGCACAAACCGAGCUGUUGACGAAGGCGAGAGUAGAUCGAAGCCGCAAGUGGUGCAGAUUGACGACGAUGGCGAAAAUAUUGUAUUGGACUCGUCAGCCGAGGUGACGUACGACGGUCAGAGCACGAAAAAAAAACCGGAGGUUGUUCAGAUCGACGACUCGCACGAGGAUGGUGAGAGGAUUGUUCUGGACUCUAUAGGGAAUAAUUUCCAGGUCCAGACUAUGGAAAAAAGCAGUUUUGAGAGCAAGAGUGGCGCUGAUUUCGGUUACAAUUCUGCGGAGAGCAUGAAGGAGUCAUCCCUGGACUCGAAAUUGACAGCGGACAAGAAGCUGGUGAACGGCAACGCUGAGGCCAAGAGGAGCGGCGAUACUGACGUGACCCUGAGCUUGGACUCUGAUACGUUCUCCGUAUGUGAUGAACAAAUUCUGCCUGCUUCAGUGAAAACUGUUCCCGAUAUGAAGAAGAUACACAGCGCCAAGGGUAGCUCUUUUGCGUCUAAGGACGUGGACAAUAUCGAACUCGUCAGUUUAAGCGACCACGAAACGUCUCAUGAGGAGAAGAACAAGUCCGAUCUGAUGUAUAACAGCACAGCUAAGACCGUGCAGGUAGAGCGGGAGAUCGGCGUGUACGUGAAGCUCAAGUGUCUGAUGCACGUGGACGAGAGCACGAAGGAGCCCGUGAGCAAGGAGUUGACCGCAGUGCAGUGCGAGCCCGUGAUAAUCGAGUCCAUGAUGAGGAGAGACAGCCAAUCCUCUCCGUUGGCAGAUAUCUCCGACAACAAGGAUUCGUCACCCGGUUCCGUGAACAGUAAUCCUCAGCUGUAUCAGCUGCAUCUGUCCCGAUUGUCCAUCAUGUCGUCGAUCAGCUCGUCCAGCUCGGCGUCCAGCGCUGCUUCUUUGGCAACGAAGAUCGCCUUGAAGGGUGCGCACUUUUUCACGAUGCCGGUGGGCCCAGCAAAGCACGCGAAGAAAUCCACCCAAGACCAGCUGACAACGGACAAACAGACGUUGGACGAGACUUACGAUCGCCUGACGCGCGAGUGGAAGAAUCAUCGCUUGCUCACAACGGCGGUCUUGAAUUACGCAAACGCAGAACUAGGCAAUAUUACGACACUGGGCAAUACCACUGCGGCCACAGCCACCGCGAUAGCUGAUACUUUCGCGAAUGUGAGCAACGAGCGGCUGGACGAUCAUCAUCACCUGGAAAAGAACAAUAUGCGCUCCUCAACGCCGUCAGGCGAGCCCAUGGCGAUUUCGAAGAUGGAACUAACUGUUACGCCGAAGAGCACGAAGAAAAACAAAACUGUGAAGAGACCGAGGAGCAAAAUGACGAGGCAGAUCAACGGUAAGAACGGUACUGAUAAUAUUCCAAACGAGCCGACUCUACACGCGUCCACCACGGAGACUGAGACAUCGCCGAGCAGAAAGAAGAGCAAGAUAGAGAGCACGCUGCUGGAGGACAAGCUGCUGAUAAAGAACGAGGACGUUCUGGCGAAUUCGUCGCCGCAAAGCGUUGUGGCCGACGAACUGAUCGGUAAAACCGUGUUCGCCAAAUGGUCGGACAAAAAUUACUAUCCCGGCACGGUGAGCGAUCGGCUGAAGACCAAGUACAAGGUGAACUUUUACGAUGGCCAGACCAAGACGCUCAUACCCGAAUUUGUGAUACCGAUACCAAAGAUUCUGAGGGAAGGUCUGUCCGUGUACGCGACCACAAACACCAAUAGUUACGAUUCCUGCGGCAUUAUCGUCAACGUUCAAACGUCGGACAACGAGACAUACUACACGGUGGAGACUGAUGAGGGCGAGCGACUGCGUGUGCAAAUGCACAACAUUUCCUUGUCCGCCGAUCAGGCACAAGUGCUUAAGGAGGAGGUGGAGUCCGCAGGUAACUGUUCCCUACCGAGCACGCCGAAAGCGCUCGGCCAGAUAACCCUGGAUAACGUGGUGGAGGGCAAACGACGCUCCAAGAGAAUCGGCACGCCACUCUUCUCGACACCCAAGUCCAGGAGCAACGCCGCUGGAACGAGCACUUCGGCCAGUAAAAUCAAAGCGGAACCCUCGGUGUCCGGCAUAUCCGCGAAACUGAAGAAGGAGAAAACGUUAUCGGAGAACGAGAGUAUGUCGAGCGACUCAAACGUUGCAUCGGCUCAGACGGAGGACGAGUAUGUUCUGAGAGGCGUGCAGAGGGAGAUAACCAACACGCCGUACGAGCAGAUGAAAGGACUGCAGAGUAAAAUCAAAGGCAAGGCACGUAGCAAGAAGAAGGUAGAUGAAAUGAAUGCGACCCUCGGUCCGAUUCCAACAAACCCCAACAUCUUUAAAGGCAUAUCAUUCGUCUUUACUUGCAUAGAUUCCCGUGAACUGCACAGAUUUCAGGAGAUGUCCGCUGCGUCGGGCACGAAAACGGAGGCCACCGAUCUCGAAACCGAGGAUGGCACCGAAAACGAGACCGAGACCGAAUGCGAGACCGAUUGGGGGAACCAACCUUUCGUGCGCACCAGACUGCGCAAUCAGAUUGUAGCGGGCGGCGGAAAAGUCUACGAAAACUUCGGACAGAUACCAAAGGAUGAGUACGAGAAGACGGUGCUCAUCACAAACGUGCCAAACUACACGGAAACGAGUAUAUUGUGUCUGUCGGUCGACAUUCCCGUGUGCAGUCACAAGUGGAUCACCAGAUGCUGUGCAGAGGAAAAGUUGGUGAGUAGGGCGGAAUAUGCUCUUCCAAAUGGUUGGAGUUGUCAGAAAAAAAAGUACGUAGAAAGAUACGAUAUAAAGUACAAAAAUAAACCAUUGUCAAACGUCGUCGUGAUAAUUCCUAGUCUGGCACACGACGGACAAUUUGCUACAUUCUGGCGACAAGUUUGCGAGAACGCGGGCGCGUUCACAGUUUUGAUCGCGGAGAACUCAGGGGCCAUGGAGGCGAUGGACUUUAAAGAUGCAGUGGUCGUGUCUAAUCGAAAAUGUCCGUCGUGGGCAAUAAACAGGGCGGCUCGAUUGAAAAUUCCAGUGCAGUCCACCAUGUGGGUGAUUCAGUCUAUAAUCGAGGGCAAGCGCUGCCCAUAUAACUUACAUCCGUGCUAUAAGUAUAAUUAUAUAUCAAAUUAGCAAGCUUUCGUUAGAAAGCUAUUGUUUUUACAAUCGUGAGUACGUCGCCUAUGAUCAAUGUGGCUACUAGAAUAUAUAUUUUUUUUGUUUUCCGAGUCCUGUUCUCAAUAUGCUAGCAUUACGCGACAUAUUGUCUUGUUUCCAUUGUAUUUUCUCCAGACAGAUUCCCAAUUAUCCUGCCUCUGUUACGUUUGUACGUUCGAUAUGACUGAUAACGUAAAUUAUGCAUUUUGAUAUGGCGAUUUAUCCUCGCGCGAUCACUACGCGUAUGCAACAAUCUCGACAUUCGUUUUACAUGCUGCUUCUCGCGCAAGGAUACAUGCGUAACGAUUUACACUUUUGUAAGAUUUUGUGUAAAAAUGGACAUGCGCGGGUACCGCAGAUCAAUUUUAUACACGAACGUGAAUCCUUGUGUAGAAAGCGAUAUCUUUAAGAGAUUAACAUUUUUGCGAUAACUCGUGAUCCGCGGGGAAUCGCGUUUAUACCUCGAUAAGGGACGCAAGAUUUAUUUCAACGCGAUCGAUAUAUUCAAAGAAACGAUGAGAUUUCAUAUCAAAUAUGUUCUGCUUUCGAUCGAUUUUUUAUAAAUGAACACAUCUACUUUAAUCGCCUACUGUAAUCAGGUCUAAUUGGUUUAACGAUAUUAAGGCCCCUUUUUUCUCACCAUGUGGAAUUGUAUCAGAAACUAGAAAUAACGUGAUUUUUUUUUCCUCGUAAUGAUUAGAUUAUUAGAUUCAAGAUAAAUUGAUUUUUUCGUGCCUAUUUAAUAAUGUAUUCACACACAUUUCUUUCAGAAAUCUAAGACAUUUCUGCACAUGAUAAGCAAGUGCAUAUGAAAACUAAUUUAUUUCAAAUAUAAACGAAGCUUAAACGUAUAUAAAACGAUAUUUACAUGAUCUCCAACUUCUGAUCUCUUAUAAUUCAUUACCACUACAGCGAGAGGAAACGGGAGCCUUAAGAGAAUAUUAUUACGAAAGAUACAGAGCAAAAAGUACAUUGAUGCACAAUUGACGUUAGCAACGCAGUUGGCAAAACUCACAGUUUUAUUAAGGUGAAUUACCAACUAAGUAGAUGUGUUUUUGUACGUGCAUAUAUGUGAAGAGACGCGUUGUAUAUAAGUAAAUAUAUACUAUACAAAUUUUAUUAUACAUAUAUAUUAAUAAGUUAUAGCUAUUAUGUACAAUAAUGUCCGGGGAUAAAAUAUAGCAACAUAUUUUUUGGCAAA